AUAAUGAUCUGAUUGAGAGUGGCGAAGAAACGGAGACUGGAGCGACUCGAGGGGUAGGGCAAGACGGCGCUGGACCAAGAAGGAUUCAAGGUACGGUAGAGCCGUCGAUGACCUAAUUUCAGCGCACUUGCUGAAUCCCUUAAAAUCAGUGUCCCGAGCGCAAAUCAUGCAGUUGCUAGGCGGGCAAGCUGCAUUUGCCCGAAUUCUGGCACAGCACCUCCCUGGUGCACGGCAGCUACUGGCUGAUGAUGAAGAUGAAGGCUUCACAGGCUACGGAUACCCACGUCCACGCCGAGGUGCCAAGGGCGAAUAUCCAAAGGUCCCUAGCGAUACAGGGCGAGGCCUAAUGAUGUCGGGAGUUUUUGGCCGGAACGAAUCAUUUUCCGGGACGAUGAGGCGAAGGAACAAGGUUGCUAGUAGGCUGCUACAGAGGGAGCUUGGGCUGGCAAACAAUGGGCGACAGCGAGAUACCAAUAGAUUAAUUUCUCAAGAUUUGAUACCCUCUUCAAAAGCAGACACCAUUAUACACUAUGGCAGCAGAUGCUAUUCUGGGCAGUUUUCCGAUGAUGGUAACUUUUUUUUCUCAUGCGCACAAGAUUUCAGAGUGCGCAUGUACGACACAUCGAAUCCUUAUAGGUGGAAGUAUUACAAAACCGUGCUCUAUCCUUCCGGUCAAUGGACGAUCACCGAUGCCUCUCUGAGUCCAGACAACAAGCUACUUGCCUACAGUUCAAUAAGAAACGUUGUGUGUCUCGCCCCUACAGACCCUGGAGAGACUGGAGAUCCGUGGCAUUUGGACUUCUCCGAUAAUCGUGACUUUCUCGGAAGCUUUGGCAUAUGGUCCAUUCGGUUUUCUGGGGAUGGUCGAGAGAUUGUUGCAGGCACAUCUGACCAGACCGUUCGCGUAUAUGAUAUUGAGAGUCGGAGAACGGUGUUAAAAGUCCGUGGACAUGCCGAUGAUGUGAACGCUGUUUGCUUUGGAGAUUCCUCGUCUCCACACAUCCUGUACUCUGGCUCGGACGAUACCACGCUGAAAGUCUGGGACCGCCGAAGUAUGGGCGAUAAUCGCGGAGCUGGUGUCUUCCUUGGUCAUACGGAAGGCCUUACUUAUGUCGACAGUAAAGGAGACGGCAGAUAUGUGCUCAGCAACUCGAAGGAUCAGACUAUGAAACUUUGGGAUCUUCGAAAAAUGUCAAGCCCUGACAAGUUGGAUAAUUUUGAUCCAACAGAGUAUAGCACAGGCUUCGACUAUCGAUUUGAACCUUAUGUAGAGGACGACUAUACACCUCAUCCACGCGAUGGCUCUCUUGUUACAUUCCGAGGACACCGAGUCCUCAAAACGCUCAUCAGAUGCCACUUCUCCCCGCCAGGUAGCACGGACUCACGUUAUGUGUAUUCUGGAAGUGAAGACGGGUCUGUCUAUGUUUAUAAUAUGGAUGCGACUUUGGCUGGCAAAAUUGACGUCAAUGAAGCUACGCGGACGGCCAAGGGCGAGCGAUUACGAUCUCGCCAUGGUUCUGGCGCCUGGAAAACAUGCGUUCGAGAUGCAAGCUGGCACCCGUACGCACCUGUUAUUGCCGCGACUUCAUGGAAUGGCUGGCGCAUGGCAUCGGGAACCUGCACCCUACACUCUUGGAAUGACGGAAUGGAAGAUGACGAGGCUGAGCCCAAGAUGGGAACAUGGUUGGACUCGAAGCUUCAGGACAACGAGGACGAAUCUUUUAGACCGACCAGCGGCGGUGUCCAUACUCGCUCAUGGGCUAGGGCGCAUGUUUUGGACGAGGAUGAUGAAGACAGCGAAGAUGAUUUUUAUUGA
Xylona heveae TC161 is the source of this 1816-nucleotide messenger RNA. RefSeq names its product WD40 repeat-like protein. The transcript is spliced from 4 exons. Gene Ontology annotation, molecular function: protein binding. The coding region runs from base 167 to 1816 and encodes 549 amino acids. Gene Ontology annotation, cellular component: Cul4-RING E3 ubiquitin ligase complex. NCBI's taxonomy places the organism in Eukaryota, Fungi, Ascomycota, Xylonomycetes, Xylonales, Xylonaceae. The record is from RefSeq and is a predicted model, not a curated record. Gene Ontology annotation, biological process: proteasome-mediated ubiquitin-dependent protein catabolic process.